AAAAGUGGGAUCUGGAAAGAAAACCAACACCUUCAUCUCAGCUUUCUGUGACCUACAAACAAAGAGACAUCCUUCAACACUUGAACUGAGAAGUGUCUCUGUCCACUCCACCCUAUAUGCUUUAUUAAUGAUGUCAGAACAGACGCAAUGCAGUGAUGACCCACAUCGAUAGAAGGUCAAUCACUGGAAAGGGGAUGCAAAUCUCAGCACAAUUGGAGGAGUAUAGAACCUUCUAGAAACAGAACAGUGGUUCUCAACUAUUUUGAUUCAAAAGCUUCUCAUUGUCCAACACAGUUUUCAAUGCCUAAGAAAGAAUGCUUCUGAACAAAACUAAAUCAGCACUGACAUCAAAGGAUGGAUGGUUUGUGCUCAGUUGAGUGAUGCUUUCCAAAUAACUACACGUGAUUGGCCCCGUGGGCUGAACGCUUGUGAUUGACAGGUGAUCCAGCCACUGACGAGAUGCCAUCAAAGGUGUCAUGUCUGUAUUUGCUGACUGUGGUCCUCUGGGCAAGUGCACUGUGGUAUUUCAGUGGCUCUCAGCCCUCAACCACCAACGUGGGUCAGGUAGCCUUCAACACCCACAAACCGCUGCCGAGGCUCUUGAAGAACGACACGUUCAGUAAUAUCCGAACGCGUGCUCUGAACCCACACAAUUUCAAGUUCCUCAUCAACGAGCCCAACAAAUGUGAAAGCACAACGCCCUUUCUUGUUCUCCUCAUAAGCACCAACCACAAGGAGUUUGACGCCCGCCAGGCGAUCCGGGAGACGUGGGGAGAUGAAAACACAUUUGGCGACGUUUGCAUUUUGACGCUGUUCCUUCUUGGGUACAGCACUGAACCUGUCCUCAACCAGAUGGUGGAACAAGAGAGCCAGAUCUUCCAUGACAUCCUAGUCGAGGACUUUGUAGAUUCCUACCACAAUUUGACCCUGAAGACUCUCAUGGGCAUGAGAUGGGUGUCCUCAUUCUGCCCCAAUGCGCAGUACAUCAUGAAAACAGACAGUGAUAUAUUUGUCAACAUGGAAAAUUUAGUGUUUAACCUUUUGAGACCCAACACCAAACCAAGGCGACGCUUUUUCACAGGACAUGUGAUAAAUGGAGGACCCAUACGUGACGUCCACAGCAAGUGGUUCAUGCCCAGAGAGCUCUACCCUGAUAGUAGGUACCCACCCUUUUGCUCUGGCACUGGAUACGUCUUCUCCGGGGACAUUGCAGAGCUGGUUUAUAAGACCUCCCUCCAUACAAGACUCCUACAUCUGGAGGAUGUGUAUGUGGGACUGUGCCUGCGGAAACUAGGCAUUCAGCCUUUCCAGAACAGUGGAUUUAAUCACUGGAAAAUGACCUACAGUCUCUGCCACUACCGAAAAGUCUUGACUGUACAUCAGAUCUCACCAGAGGAGAUACUGAGAAUAUGGAACGAUAUGUCCAUGAAGAAACAUCUCAAAUGCUAGCGUUUUUGCUGAUAUGUGAUUUAAAAAAAAAAGGUUAUUUAUUGGUAUAACAAGACUGUUUGUGACCCUCCUGGUCUAAUACAGCAAUACAAUCUGUUACUUGCAACACAGACCGCACUCAUGAAACUGAUGGAACUGGAUUCACAAGGUAUUUGCAAUGGUUAUAAACUGAGUGUUUUUGGCCUUGCAUACAGUACAUACCAUUAUUCAUGUACCAGGCCGCUGUGAAUGUUUUAUAUAAAUAAUACCAACUUUCAAAUUAACAUAGUAUUGUGGGAAGUAGCAGUGCAGUAUUUACUAUCCCAAAUGGCUGCCAUGAAUGAAUGAAUGAAUGAUGCAUUUAUAUAGCGCUUUAUUGUGUAUUGCUGUACACUCAAAGCGAUUUACAAUCAUGUGGGGGGAUCUCUCCUCAACCACCACCAGUGUGCAGCACACACCUGGAUGAUGCGACGGCAGCCACAGUACAACGCCGCCAGUGCGCUCACCACACACCAGCUACUGGUGGAAGAGAGAGGCAAUCAAGUGGAUGGGGAUUAUUAGGAGGCCAUGAUUGACAAGGGCCAGUGGUGGCAGUUUGGCCAGGUCACCGAUGUUACACCACUACUCUUUACGAGAAGUGCCAGAGAUUCCAUCAUUUUACUGGGGCAUUAGGACCCACACAGACCACAGGGCAAGCACCCCCUGCUGGCCUCACUAACACCUCUUCCAACAGCAACCUAGUUUUCACAGGAGGUCUCCCAUCCAGGUACUGUACUAACCAGGCUCA
Carassius carassius (crucian carp) is the source of this 2215-nucleotide messenger RNA. Its product is annotated as beta-1,3-galactosyltransferase 1-like. The record is from RefSeq and is a predicted model, not a curated record. NCBI's taxonomy places the organism in Eukaryota, Metazoa, Chordata, Actinopteri, Cypriniformes, Cyprinidae. Gene Ontology annotation, cellular component: membrane. Gene Ontology annotation, molecular function: N-acetyl-beta-D-glucosaminide beta-(1,3)-galactosyltransferase activity. The transcript is spliced from 2 exons. The coding region runs from base 460 to 1449 and encodes 329 amino acids.